ACUUUCUCACCCAAAUGAUAGUGAUUCACAGCAGCUACUUUCGUGAGUGAGGCACACAGGAAACAAAGUGCAGGAAGACGAGUAAGUUUCAUUUGCAAAGGUUGAGUGGUGCAAUAUUUUCCUCACUGCAUGUUAGUGAACAAAGUGAAGGAGAAGAGAAGAUGUCCAGGCAAGGACCCCUCUGCCUGCUAACCUGCAUGGCAGCCAUGGCUGUCGCUUCAAUGGCUUUCAACAUAGAUGAAGCAAACCCAAAAAUCUACAAGGGGGAGGAAGAGGAUUUCUUUGGUUACAAGGUCCUGCAGUUCAUUUCUGGCAAGGAGAAAGGGGUAAUGGUCAGUGCGCCAUAUCAGAAGAAUGGAUCUGGUGGAAUCUGUAGAUGUGCUCAAGACCGAACAAACUGUACAGACUGUUACACUCCUCAAGAAACUGACACAAUCAAGUACAUUGGACUGUCUAUGGUUGCACAAUCUACUUCUCCUCCAACGUUCACUGCCUGCAGCCCUGGCCUGGCACACGAGUGUGAUGGGAACUCCUAUCUGAACAGUAUCUGUUAUCAGUUCAACAGCCAGCUCCAGAUCACCUCGAACUUCACACCUGCCUUCCAAGAAUGUACUAAGAAAAUUGUGGACCUCGUUUUCCUCUUUGACGGAUCAGCAAGCAUGACAACGGAAGAAUUUGAUGAGAACAAAGGUUUCAUAAACAAUAUCAUGACAACCCUAAAAAACUCCUCAAUUAAGUUCGCAGCGGUUCAGUUCUCAACAAACACCAAGACAGUUUUCAACUUCAGAGACUACCAAGAGGGGAGAGCCUUGACUAAACUUUGGAAAGAAGAGCACAUGGCUGAUCUAACCAACACACAUAAGGCAAUAGACUUUGUCUUGAAAAACAUUUUUGAAAACCAAGCUGCCGGCGCCACCGCAGAUGCAACUAAAGUACUGGUCAUAAUAACAGAUGGAAAUCCCAGCGAUACUGAUAAAAGGUUCAACUCUAUCAAUAGAAGUGAUGAGAAAAACAUCAUCCGCUUUGUCAUCGGGGAGUACAGCAACACCUUCCAUCCCUGGAUUGAGGUACAUUUUCAAAUUGUUUCACUUGAAGUUCACCGAGGUGCAAAUAUAUUGGCAUAUGGCCGUUUCGACUACUGCAAUCAUAACAUCCCAAUCUUUAUCUCGAUCGCUCACAGGUCCAGACCGGUCCUCAGCGUCUCUGCUCAUCUCCACUUCUAUCCCGCGGAGAUCAGCACUGAUAGAUUUGACUGUCUGGCAAAAGAGAUCAUUUCCCCCAUGAUCACGUUAACAGCCUGCUUUAACAUGGCAGAGGCAACAAAGAGUAAAGCUGAGGUGCUGAGUGCAGGGAUGAACGUCUCCUACCUGCUGGAUGUGGAUCCAGUGAGCCAGAGGAGCCGAGCCUUUUACAAUGACACGAACAAAGGGGCCAGAAGACUUCUCUCUACAGUGGAGCUGAGAAAGGAGCGGACUUGCUUCAACCACUCAGUCUACAUGACACAAUGCGUGAUCGACACAUUAUCGCCCAUAAUCAUCCAACUACUUUUUUCUCAAUCUGAAAGCCAACAAAAGGGUCUUACUGCCAUUCUGAAUACUGACAGUCCUACACAGGCUGUGGUCGAGGUGCCCUUUGAAAAGAACUGCAAAGAAAAUGAAACCUGUGUGGCAGAACUUGAGGUGGACUUCAACUUCAUCACAUCAACUUUAUUAGUGGUGGACCAGAGUUACUUCAACGUGACUAUAAGACUGUCCAAUCACGGGGAUGACUCAUUCAACACCAGUCUAACUCUCCUCUACCCUCCUGGCCUCUCAUUCUCCAUGAUGCAUCUUCUGAAGUCUACAAGGAGAACGGUGUUCAGCUGUGGUGGUCUGGAAGGUGAAAUGGACAGAACUACAUGCAGUGUCAGCCUCCCUGUCUACCGUAGUAAAACCACAGCAGUGUUCACCAGUAAAUUCCAUAUUUUGAAUACGUACGACUGGAAGGACACAAUGGAGAUGACCGUCAUCGGACUGAGCGACAAUGGAAACUCAACCAAUAGUUCCCUUACCAGGACCAUCCCUGUUCAAUUUGCAGUUGACCUGGUAGCAAAAGCCCUUCCCCAAGACUCCACCACUUACAUGAACUGUACUCUGGAGGAUACAUCACCUAAAAGACUGGUGAAUGUAUAUGAGGUGGAGAACUUGGGAUUUAAGUCUGUACCCAUCACAGUCACCUUCACUUUCCCAACUAAGCUUGAGCACAAAUUUGAAAUGAAGGACUACCAAAUAUCUGUCUUACAGAACCAUACUCAAUGUGGAAAGAUAAUCAAUUCAACAACAGAGUACUGCUCUCCAGAAAAAUACUGCAAGUCCAUCGAGUGUGAAAGUUUCCUUUUGGAGAAGUUUUUGACAGUUACAUUUGUGCUGUCUGGAAAUGUUUCCUUCAAGGACCUCGAUCAACAUGCAAGGAGCUUGUCAUUGCCAAAGAAAUUCACUUGGGAGAGAGAAACAGUCAAUUUCAUCAGUUUUGUCAAACUCAGCUAUGACAAAAAACGAUAUGUCCAGACAGUGAGUGACCCAAGGGAUAACUCUUCAAGCUUCCACCAAACACAGAUUGAUGUUCAGGCUGAGCUCAUCAUUCCUCCCCAUAGAAACCUGAUAAUAGGGACAGGAGUUGGAGUAGGACUCUUCCUCCUGAUCAUCAUCACAAUGUCCAUGUAUAUGCUGGGAUGUUUCAAGAGAAAAAGGCCUGUUGAUAAUGCACAGGAAGAUGAGAAAGAAGGGGAACAGCGUGAACAAGAGCUACAGCCUGAGAGUGGAGCAGUGGAGUCAAAUCUUCUCCUUGACGAAAGUCAAACAGAAAACAAUGGCUUCCCCAUUAGUGAGGUGGUAGGGGAGGGACCAAAAGAGAAACAGGAUGUGUCAGUCAGAAGCAGGCUAAUGGAGUAGAGAAACUCUUUCAUGCCACUUCCAUAUGGAAGGGACUUUUUAAUAGCAGGUUAGGAGAAUUUACGCAGCAGGUUAAGAUAAUUAAUGCAGCAGGUUAGAGAAAGGAGUAGAGGUCCGAGCAAAAAAAACUUAGAGAUUAAUUGUUAGAUGAAUUAAUAUAGUCUGACCUGACCACAGAACCACGCAUAUCACUCAAUAUGUGAUUAAGUCUGAAAUACUUUUUCAAAAAUAGAUGUUUCAUGGACAUUUAUGUUUGAUAAAACAUGACCAAAGUGAUUCAGUAUUAUACAUACUAUAUAUACUGUUUCAAUAUUUAUGUCAAGGUAAAAAAUAUGACUUUGUAUGAUUGCUAUAAUGUCAUUCAUUUAAAUUACUAUGGUCUUGCUAAAGAAAUGUACAUUAUACUGUCAGAUGUACACUAUAUAAAUAUAUACAAAAGUAUGUGCACACCCUUUCAAAUUAGUGGGUUCGGCUAUUUCAGCCACACCUGUUGCUGACAGGUGUAUGAAAUUGAGCACACAGCCAUGCAAUCUCCAUAGACAAACAUUGGCAGUAGAAUGGCCUUACUGAAGAGCUCAGUAAUGCAUAGCCAUAACAUGAUGCAGCCACCACCAUUUCUUGAAAAUAUGACAAGGGGUAGUCAGUGAUGUGUUGUGUUGGAUUUUUUGCAAUAUUCCUUAAGUGCCUUAUUUCAAGCAGAAUGCAUGUUUUGGAAUAUUUUUAUUCUGUACAGGCUUCCUUCUUUUCACUCUGUCAUUUAGGUUAGUAUUGUGGAGUCACUACAAUAUUGUUGAUCCAUCCACAAUUCUCUCGUAUCACAACCAUUAAUAAUUAAACUCUGUAACUGUUUUAAAAUCACCAUUGCUCUCAUGAUGAAAUGAGGAAGGACGCCUGUAUCGUUGUAGUGACUGGGUGUAUUGAUACACCAUCCAAAGCCUAAUUAAUAAUUUCACCAUACACAAAGGGUUUUAUAAUUUUUUACACAUCUACCUAUUGCUGUCCUUCUUUGCGAGGUAUUGAACAAUCUCCCUGGUCUUUGUGGUUGAAUCAACACUUCAAAUUCACUACUGGAUUAAGUGGCCUUACAGAUAACUUCAGUCAUUUAGGCUUGCCAUAAAAAAGGGGUUGAAUAAUUAUUGACUAAAGACAUACAUUUUCUACAAACAAACGUCCACUGACAUUAUGUGUGGUGUGUGUUUUGUUUCACAGAAACUUGGCUUGGAGAGGAUACACCUGUUGAAUCAGUAACUUUGGAUGGCUUUUCUCUCGUGCGCUUGGAUAGACUGCCACAGUAAAGGUUAAAAAUUGGGGGGCAGAGUCGUUUUAUGUCAACACCAGAUGGUGUAAUGCGGGACAUUUAAAUGAGAAUAUCCCCCAUUUGACGUGUACCUGUUUUAGCACUUACCUAUACUGUUGUUUGAUAUCCCAAGACAGUUUGUGGUCCAUAUCCCAGAUAUACAGUGGGGCAAAAAAGUAUUUAGUCAGCCACCAAUUGUGCAAGUUUUCAUCAUAGGUACACUUCAACUCUGACAGGCAAAAUGAGAAAAAAAAUGCAGAAAAUCACAUUGUAGGAUUUGUUAUGAAUUUAUUUGCAAAUUA
Molecule: messenger RNA, 4529 nt
Organism: Oncorhynchus masou masou (cherry salmon)
Lineage: Eukaryota; Metazoa; Chordata; Actinopteri; Salmoniformes; Salmonidae
Product: integrin alpha-L-like
Exons: 26
Coding region: 162-2930 (922 amino acids)
Biological process (GO): cell-matrix adhesion; integrin-mediated signaling pathway; cell-cell adhesion
Cellular component (GO): external side of plasma membrane; integrin complex
Molecular function (GO): integrin binding
Source: RefSeq, a predicted model, not a curated record